AUGUGGAUACUUGCGGUUUGGCUUCUUGUGGGAUUAGCCCGUGCCGAAUCCCCGCCUGAUGCCACAUUGGAAAGUUUUCUGAAUGAAACCAACCAGCAACUGGCUGUUAUCUACGAUCAGGCGGUAUUGGCACAGUUGUUGAAUGAGCUGCGCGGGCCGAAUGAUUUGGUGGCUCUCCUGGAGAUCGAGGUCACCGAUGACAAGCUUAUGAAGUAUGUGAGGACCCUAACUACCCGCAAGGCCAAGUUCAAGCGGUUGGGAUUGGGUGACGCCCGCCAGCGGAGGCUACUCGACAAAAUCCCCCAAUUGGGCUAUGAGGCUCUGAGUGGCAGAGACUUGAAGCUGGUCUACGCAUUGGCCUCCAGUAUGAGCGAUAAUUACCACAAUGUAAAGCUGUGUGCCUACAAGCAGCCGGGCAAUUGCACUCUAAGACUCAUACCCGAGGUUCAAUCCAUAGUUCAAGGAAGCCGAGAUCUAGACGAGAUCGAAUAUUACUGGUUCGAGUGGCGAAGUCGCACGGGCUUGGCCACCAGAUCUCAGUUCGUUGAUUUUAUGGAUCUGUACAAAAAGACCGCCCAGCUGAAUGGGUAUCCGCGUGCCGAGGACUAUUGGUUUCGAUCCCUGGAACUGGAUGGCCGGGAGACCAUGACUCUGCUGGAUAGGAUUAUGCAUGGCUUGAGACCUCUGUUCCUUCAAUUCCACGCCCAUGUCAGGGGAUCGCUGCGGAAGAUGCAUGGCGAUCAUUUGGUGCCCAGGAACAGACCCUAUCCACAGCAUUUGGCAGAGGUCUUCAUCGGAAAUGCUUUCAGGCGGGUUCAGGCCGAAUGGUAUGUGGAUCUGCCAUCGCCGGAGAUUGGGCUGGCUAAUAUCACCCAGGAGCUGCACCGUCGAGGAUUGAGCACCACUCAACGGGUUUUCUGGAAUGUGGCCGAGUACUUCAGAGCUCUGGGUUUUCCUCAGUUGGAGAACUCGCUUUGGACAUAUGCCCAGAAGGUGUCCUCCGAUGAUGAUGACCGCUGCUGGCACAAAGCCUGGCGAUACUAUGCUCUGCCAAGGACGAACUUCACCUACUGUCCUCUGAACGACGAGGAGCGCUUCUUCAAUAUGUUUGAGGCGCAGUCGGACUUGCAAUACUAUCGAGCUGCCUCGGUUCAACCAACUUUGCUCCAGGAGGAGCCCUUUCCCAAUUUUAGCGAUGCCAUCGGGAAGUGCUUCUCCAUGGCAGCCAGUUCACCGCGAUUCCUUAGGAAACUGGGCAUUCUGAGGGAAAACAAGUGGAAGGAGCUGCCCGCCCGUUUGAAUCGCCUGUAUAUUCAGGGCUUGAGGGUUGUGUUCCUGCUACCCGUCUUCUAUGUACUAGAUCGUUACAGAGUGGAAGUCCUGGCAGGACACAUUAAGGCGGAUGAUAACGAGGCCUACUGGAGGUUUACAGAACAUUAUACCGGAGCUGCUGCUCCAACCAAACGAACCAACGAACAGUUCGAUGUGCCGGCCAAACUUCUUAUGGAGGUAGAUGACCAGUAUGCCAGCAACUUUCUGAGCAUUGUCCUGCAGUUCCAACUGUUGAAACACUUCUGCACCAAAACGGGCCAGUUUGAAUUGGGCAAUCCCAGGAAACCCCUCGACCUGUGCGACCUAUCCGAUCAGCGAGGUAUUGGCGAGGUCUUGAGACAGGCCAUGUCCCUGGGAUCUUCGGUUCACUAUAGGGAGGUGCUAAAAGUUCUUCUUGGAGAGCCAGAGAUCAGCAUAGAUGGACUGCUCGCCUACUUUCAACCGCUUCAAGACUGGUUGCAGCUCCAGAAUCAGGAAAAAAACCUGGAGGUGGGCUGGACAUAAUUUAAGCAUUUAAGUAGCUCUGGAGCUGUUUAAACACUUAUUGUAAAUUAUUUAAUCUAAAACAAAUAAUAAUUAUAUGACAUUUAAAAAAGUCUUUUAUAAGACAUCAUCUGUAAAAUUACAUUCGAAAAUUAAAACUAAAUAUGUUA
Messenger RNA from Drosophila teissieri, 1985 nucleotides. RefSeq names its product angiotensin-converting enzyme (gene Ance-2). NCBI's taxonomy places the organism in Eukaryota, Metazoa, Arthropoda, Insecta, Diptera, Drosophilidae. Bases 1 to 1836 code for a protein of 611 amino acids. Gene Ontology annotation, molecular function: peptidyl-dipeptidase activity; metallopeptidase activity. The record is from RefSeq and is a predicted model, not a curated record. The transcript has 4 exons. Gene Ontology annotation, biological process: proteolysis. Gene Ontology annotation, cellular component: plasma membrane.